This is a messenger RNA of Penicillium brasilianum, 2319 nucleotides long. The record is from the annotation of a GenBank genome assembly. Lineage: Eukaryota; Fungi; Ascomycota; Eurotiomycetes; Eurotiales; Aspergillaceae.
CGGAGAGUGACCGCCUCCGCUGCCGAACGCCAAAUUCGCGACCGCCGCUCACUUUGUCUUUUCUUGCCUACGCCGAGUCCCAAUUACGCACCAAACGGGAACUUUCUCGAGUCGAGUAUGCGGUCGUUGUUUUCAGUCCUUCAAAGGACUGCUCCAGCAACCUGGGCAGCUCCAGUACGCGCUGCGCAGAGUAGCGCCCCUGCGUGGAAGGUGGACUCUAUCUGCACGAGAUGCCGUCUACAGCAGAAGCGCCAAUUCUCGAAAUCGCGCCAGUUGACCGAGAGUUUGCUGAAUGUCGACCACCCAGCAAAACUCGUGCGAGUCAAUCAGAAACAUGGGCCCGGCUUGAUUAUCCUGGCUCUGAUCCCGAUCAUCGCGUUUGGCCUGGGCACCUGGCAAGUCCAGCGCUUGGACCGAAAGACAAAGAUGAUUGCCAAGUUUGAGGACCGUCUGAUCAAGCCUCCACUUCCGCUGCCGCCGCGAAUUGACCCCGAUGCGAUUGCCGACUUUGAUUACCGCCGUGUCUACGCUACCGGCCACUUCCGUCACGACAAGGAGAUGCUGGUUGGACCUCGCAUGAACGAGGGUGAAGAUGGUUUCCUCGUUGUGACGCCUCUGGAGCGUGGUGAUGGCCAAAGUACUGUUCUGGUCAACCGGGGGUGGAUCUCUCGCAAGUUGAUGAAUCAGAAGUCCCGGCCGGAGGGACUGCCACUAGGAGAAAUUACUGUGGAAGGAUUGCUACGCGAGCCAUGGAAGAAGAAUAUGUUCACGCCAGAGAACAAGCCCGAGGAGGGCAAGUUUUACUUCCCUGAUAUUGAGCAAAUGGCUGAGUUGGCGGGCAGUCAGCCCGUUUGGAUUGAAGAGACUAUGGUGCCUGAUCUGCUUGAGACCUAUGAUCGUAUCGCCAAGGGACGGCCCCUUGGUCGCGCCGCAGAAGUCAACUUGAGGAACAACCACGCACAGUACAUUUUCACAUGGUACGGCUUAUCCCUAGCCACGUCCAUCAUGCUGUGGAUGGUGGUGCGCAAGAAGCCCAAUGAUGCACUGCGUCGGGUGCGCCAGAACCGCAAUUGGGCAUAGACUGCAGAUAGUCAUCUUUUGCAUUUUCCAUUGGCGUUUCUGGGGUUUGUAUGAGUAUUUUUGUGCGUUGGUCUCAGAGCAUUCAUGGAGGCAUGGCCAGCCUCAUAUCUUGUUGUAGCUCCUUGGGCAGAUGCUUCUGAGCUAGGGAGAAUACCGUUGUCGAGCUGUUGAUAUGACGUUGCCUGAGAAUGUUAGCAUGGCUCAAGGAUGCUGGACUCGGUGCGGUAUACCUCUUCAUCAAGGUGGUCACAUCACUCUCGUCGAUGGUUUUACGACCGGCGUGCUUGGAAUACGCGGCCAAAUCCUGGCUGACUUGUUCAAAGUACCAUGAGGAUGCCUGCUCGAUGGCGGCUAGCGCAGCUUUGUUGAUCUUUGCUUUGGAACCAGCUCCCGUGCGGGCGAAUUGACUGGCCAACUUCUUGACCACUCCAGCAGGUAAAUUUGGCACCGGGAUUCCAUGACGGGAGAGCUUCUUCUGCUUUCCCUGUGUGGGGAGCCCGUCGUCCCGCAGGCCACCUCCAAUGAUGCCAGGGCUUUGGCUCGGAGAUGCUGCUGCUGGGAAGUCAAGGCCAAAGCCAAAGUCGCCAGCUGCGUCAUUGUCGUUGUCCGAUGGCGUAGCAGGUCCCGGCUGGAUAUCGCCCGCAGAUAGUUCAAAUCCGUCCGUGUAGCCGUCAUCCCCUUCCAAUGGACUUUCAUUCAUGGGGUUUGCAUUCGGAGAUGGGAAGUCCAUGUCGAAAUGGAACCCGCGCAACUCCUCGGUCUCUCCACUAUUUGUCAAAUGUUAGCCUCAUAUGUACCAUAACUGUUUCGUAUACACUUACCCUCUGUCAAAUUCACCUCCACUGAUCAUGGUAUCAUCUCCAAAACCGUCAUCAAUUAUGAUGCCAGUUUCUUCCCCAGCAUCAGAAUCACUCUCUAGUUGGGUCUCCCCAAAGUCCUCACUCACUCGUAGAUCACGACGCAUAAUUGCGAGUUGUUCUUGAUCUCGGAUAGCAAGAUCCCUUCGAGGAAAUUCCACAGACUUAUCAUCGUCGUCAAAGGGGAUUGACAAGCGGGGUGGGGGUAUAUCAGGACUGCCUUCUUCGCUGCCCUCUGUACUUCCUUGCAUAGGAAGAGAAACCCGUGGGCGCUCCAAUUCGGGCUCAUUGUCCAGCGCUUCGAUCUCAUCUAUCGGCUCCUCCACGUCCUUUACUUCCUCUUGAGGCGAUGAUUGAAUCGGUUUUGAGACGGGUGCAAGCG